CACACGUCGCUUAUAGCUAUAGCCGUCUCCCUCCCCCCGAACUUCCCCGUCGUCACCGUCAAAGCUGGCGACGCGGUCCGACGUAGGAUUCUCCAAUGUCAGAGUCACAACAGCAGCCGGGACAGCCUCCAACUCACCAACAUCCACAGCAUCUGCAAGCGCAUCCACAACUCCAACAGUUCCCGCAACAGCACCUCCAGCAACUUCCGCAACAUCUGCAACAGAACUUGCAGCAGCGGCAACAACAACAACAACAACAACACGUCCAGCAGCCUCUCACGUCCCUGCCCCCACAACAACACCCCGGCGCGCAAUUCCUCACCAACAACCCGCUGGUGCAGACGAGAUAUCAAUAUGCAGUGCCAGGGUCCGUGCCCGGGUCCAUGGCCGGCGGCCCGUUUCCUGGUCCUGGUAUGCAGUACCUACAGCAAGGGCAACAGAUACAGCAACAGCAACGCUUUCAACCACAGCAAGUUUUGAUGCAGCCGGUUGCAGGCUUGAUGCCCAUGGGAAUGCAGCAGGGUCCCAUGUACUUCCAAUAUCCGCAAGCCCAGCAGCAGUUGCAGCAGAUGCAACCGUCAAUACAGCAACAUCCCCAAUAUGUGAUGCAGCAACAAGGUGGGCGGCCGAUGCUAGCUGGGCCGCCUAUGCAGCAGCAGCAGCCGCAGCAGCAGAUCAGGCAGGAUGGUGGGAUGUCUCAGCAACAGUAUGCGCCUCCUAAUGCGUACUCGGCGCCACAGCAACAGCAACAGCAACCUCCACCACAACAGUUGCAACAGCAGGGUAUGGUGUCCCAACCCAUGAGCUUUCCCCAGCAACAGCGACCGCCGAUGGCGUCGAACUCGUUCCAGAACGGAUCGACUGGUCAAAUACGAGCACAGCCAGGAACGGUGCAAAGCUCCCCGCGACCGACUCCUCCGGCAGGUCCACCUGUAAGUCAAGCUACAAUCAAUCAGGUUCUGGAGAUCAACCAGCAUUUGAUACAUGUGCUGUUGCGGUUGCAAGGCCAUCCAGGGGCUGAUCCCCAAGAAUACAGGAGAUAUCAAGAACGACUCCAAACGAAUCUCACAUUCCUAGCAACAACCGCCGACCACUCUCUGAAACCCGACAAAGCCCGUCUCAUAGCUCCCGCGCCCAUUCCCGACCUGACGGCAGUAUUGUACCCGAAAUUCAUGAGCCACAUCCCGCUCCCACGUCCAGACGCAAGCCCGUCGUCCCAAGACCCGGCCUUCAAACCCGAAUCGGGUGGAUCGCCGCAUAACAAUCCCUCUCCACGUGCGGGAUCACCGCACGCUCCGCACAAUAACGGGGAGAGACAUAGCAAUUCACCACUGCUGCGGUCCGACCAGCCCGUGACCUCAGCGUCGGGGACGCCGUCUGUGCCGCAUGGAAAGGCGCCUGUGGGGGUUUCGGGGAAUGUGGAGUAUCAGAGGAUGUCACCGUAUGGACCGCCGGCGGGGUCGCCGAGUGUUCAGCAUCAGAUGCCGGGGCAAGGACAAGGGCAAAGCCAGGGACAGGUGCCGAAUCCGUAUACUGGGCAAGGGCAAAACCAAGGACAGGGGCCAAAUCCCUAUGCUGGGCAAGGGCAAAAUCAAUGACAGGGGCCGAAUCCGUAUCCCGGGCAAGGGUAUACGCCGGGGAAUUGAGCCACUGCAGUGAGAUGGACGGAGGGUCGGUGUUGGUAUGCCAUGGCCGAUUCUGGGGAUUGUCAAGGCCCAGUGAAGAACGAAUCUAUCUUCGCGCAGAGUCGAGGAAAUGAAGUCGGCCAAGCAGCGCAUCGAGGAACAUAAAACAGCUGAAUGCAAAAUGCAGCAAAGUGCAGGAAGAGAAAUUGGCGGAGGAGUCGCGACAAGUAAGAGUCGCAA
Molecule: messenger RNA, 1865 nt
Organism: Fimicolochytrium jonesii
Lineage: Eukaryota; Fungi; Chytridiomycota; Chytridiomycetes; Spizellomycetales; Powellomycetaceae
Exons: 3
Coding region: 96-1598 (500 amino acids)
Source: RefSeq, a predicted model, not a curated record